Molecule: messenger RNA, 2180 nt
Organism: Coregonus clupeaformis (lake whitefish)
Lineage: Eukaryota; Metazoa; Chordata; Actinopteri; Salmoniformes; Salmonidae
Product: cytohesin-interacting protein
Exons: 8
Coding region: 187-1248 (353 amino acids)
Molecular function (GO): protein binding
Source: RefSeq, a predicted model, not a curated record
GCGAGGGCUGUGAUUGGCUAACACAGGUUCACCAUAAUCACAUGGUGUGGAUUUCCGCUUUGACACAUUUACUUUCAGCAGCAGGGCAGGGACACACCACAUACAACACAUGCAGAGUUACUGUACUUAACUAGCUGUAGCAGAGCUGCACUAUGGUGCUGUGAAGAGAGAGCGCUCCACUCCACCAUGCAAUCCACCAUGAACUUCAACGGGCUCCUGCGACAGGGCAGCCAGGACAGUUACAUGAUGGAGGGCUCUCUGAGGAAGAAGGGUCGUCUAUGGUAUCAGCGCUCUCUGAAGGAACACCAUAACAAAACCAGUCAGAAUGGGGGGACUACUCCUGGGACUCUGCCAAGAGGCUGGAAACAGUCCAACAGAGCCCGCUCAAACUCCUUAGUGGAUUACACUGAUCCUCAGAGGACUACCAUUAUGUUGCAAAAGCAAGACAAUGAGACGUUUGGAUUUGAAAUUCAGACGUAUGGCAUGCUGCUGAAGAAAAGCAUGGCGGUGGAGAUGUGCACAUUUGUGUGCAAGGUGCAGGAGGACAGCUCAGCUGAGAGUGCAGGCCUUACCGCUGGUGAUGUUAUCGUCACCAUCAAUGGGGUCAGCAUUGAGGGGUCAAGCCAUCAGCACAUCGUUGACCUGAUUCGAGAAUCCACCAACUUAUUACAGAUGGAGACGGUGUGUGGGACGGUGGUGAAGAGGAUUGAACUGGAGAAGAAGAUGAGCUUGCUCAAGCAAACCCUGAGAGAGAAAAGGAUGGAGUUGCAAGCGCUCACAUUAAAGGAAACAUGCCUUAUGCGAGGUAACCUGAAUGACAGUUCUCUACACCCCUCUACGGACUCCCUGAUGUCUCCAAUGUCUCUGUCAGGACACAGUGGCCACCGCAGCCACCGCUUCUCCAGUGACAGUAGCUGCCGUAGUGGGAUGACAGAGGACAGUGACCUGGCCAGUGUGUUUGGUGACCUGAGCUCCCCGAGCCCCUGCAGUGCGGCCAGUCCAGACGAUAGUUGCUUCUUCUCCAGAGACUUCACCCAGGAAGGGCCCCCCCCAGCCAGCCUCAGCCGUACCCGCAGCCUGGCCAGCAGCAGCAGUUCCCUCUCCUCCCCCUCCCCCACAUGGGACCCCUUCAGAGCCUCCUCCCUGUUUGGGACCCUCCCCAGGAAGGCCAGGAGAGCCAACGUCCGCAAACACAUCCUGAAGUUCAUCCCUGGAUUCAACCACUCAGUGGAGGAGGAGGACACCUGAACUGAGCUGUGAACGAACACUACAGUACGUCUUCGUGUGAUGUGACGUUCAAUACAAACAUUUCUUGCUGAGAUGGAGGUUGUCCUUAUAUGGAUACCAUACCUGGACUCAGGAAGAGACACAUACUAUAUGAGCAUUAUGGGCAUGAGAAGCAUUAGGAGGAAGCAAGCAUUCUCCCUUUGACAAAAGCCUUCAGUUAUCUACAGCUACUGUAUGCAUGAUGGACUGCUUUGGUGUUGCACUUUCACACAACCAUUUUCAGAGGAUUUGUUCUUGACCAAAAUCAUAUUGAGAAGACAGCAUUAAUCCUUAUAAUUGUAACAAUUCUUUGUAAUAAAGAAUGCAGUUAUUUGUCAUAAAGAACGCAAGACUCAGUUCAUGUGUGUGCAGCCAGUGAAACAAAGAUUGUGCUUGGCAUUUCUAAAAUUGUGACCAUUAGAUGUAGGGAGAUAAUUAAGAGAUAAUAUGAAGGAAAAGGCACGAUCUUCCUCAAUUAAACAUUUUGCUUGUAUAUAACUUAAGACAUAUAUGCUUUUCAUAUUUACAUGUGAUCAAAUAAGUUAUAUUGGACAUGUCUGGCAGUUUAGUCACGUAAAAAGUGUGAGUUCUUAACCACGUAGCUAACUCCACAGUACAAAACAGGAUGUGGGCAGAGAAGGUGCUACGUUCUUCACUAUUUCUGUUCCCAUGCCACUUUUGGCUUACGUAUCUACAACUUACUUUCAAUCUUGAUAAAUAAACUACACAUCUGAAGUUUCCUGUAAUUCAGGACAUUUUUCAGUAACUUUGAGUGUCAUUUAAUUUAUUGUAUGCUUGCUAUCUUCAUUUUGCUGCUUUUAUUAAGAAUCAAAGCAAAUAUGUUUGAACUUCUCUGAACACAAGUGACCUGUCAUUUUUCUUAACAAAUAAACAGCGAAUAGUUGGUUCCUAAA